Molecule: messenger RNA, 5382 nt
Organism: Adineta steineri
Lineage: Eukaryota; Metazoa; Rotifera; Eurotatoria; Adinetida; Adinetidae
Source: the annotation of a GenBank genome assembly
AUGGAUAAAAAUCGUUUAACAAAAGUCAAUAAUACAAAUCAUACUAUCAAUAGUAUAAAUAAUCAUUAUUAUACACCAUCACCAACUAUAGUAACAAUACCAAAUGAUGAUACGAACAUACAUGAAACGGAUCGUUUUAUAAAUGAACGUGCAUCAUCAAAUGUUAUAUCUGAUUUACCACGUUCACGUAAUCUUGAAGAAGCAGAUGAAAGUGAAUUACCAUUUCCUGGUUUUGUUGAUCAAGUCUUUUAUUGUCUUAAACAAACAACAACACCACGUUAUCAAUGUUUACGACUAAUAACAUGGCCAUGGUUUGAACGUAUAAGUAUGAUAGUUAUUAUACUUAAUUGUAUAACACUUGGUAUGUAUCAACCAUGUGCACAUAAUACGGGUUUACAAUUAACUAAAAAAUGUGAUACACCACGUUGUAUAUGGUUACAAGCAACAGAUUAUUUUAUUUUUGGAUUUUUUACUAUUGAAAUGUGUAUUAAAAUGACUGCCAUGGGAAUAUAUGGUAAAGGAACCUAUUUAGCGGAAACAUGGAAUAGACUUGAUUGUUUUAUUGUUGUUGCUGGAUUAGUUGAAUCAUUAAUACCAGGUGAUAAUUUAAGUUUAUCAGCUAUUCGUACAGUUCGAGUUCUUCGUCCAUUACGUGCCAUUAAUCGCGUACCAUCCAUGCGUAUAUUAGUCAUGCUUUUACUUGAUACAUUACCAAUGCUUGGAAAUGUGUUACUUCUUUGUUUUUUUGUCUUCUUCAUAUUUGGUAUUGUUGGUGUACAAUUAUGGAAAGGUCUAUUACGUAAUCGUUGUUUUUUACAAUUAAAUACAACAAUGAUCACUGAUAAUACUUUAUUUGAGGAUUUUCCAUAUCGGCCUUUUUAUAUUCCACCUGAUCAAGAUUCAUUUGUUUGUUCAAACCCUCAGGCAAGUGGAAUGACAAAAUGUUCAGAAAUUCCUAAAUUACGAAAAGGAAAUAUGACAUGUGAACUUGAUUUUUAUGCAGUACAUGAACAAAUGUUAAAAGAUCCACAUAAAUCAAUAAAUGGUUGUAUUAAUUGGAAUCAAUAUUAUAAAUUUUGUAAUGUAUCGGAUAAAAAUCCUUAUUCGGGUUCGAUCAGUUUUGAUAAUAUUGGUUUAGCAUGGGUUGUUAUAUUUCAAAUAAUUAGUCUUGAGAGUUGGGUUAAUAUCAUGUAUUAUAUACAAGAUGCUCAUUCAUUCUGGGACUGGAUUUAUUUUGUUUUUCUUAUUAUAAUUGGUUCAUUUUUUAUGAUUAAUUUAUGUCUUGUUGUUAUUGCAACACAAUUUAGUGAGACAAAAAAACGUGAAACUGAACGUAUGUUAGCUGAACGAAGACGUUUUUCACGUUCAUCAAGUACAUUAACAAGUGAUGAGCCAGGUUCAUGUUGGGAAGAAACUAUUAAAUAUCUUGAACGUUUAUGGAAACAUGCAUAUAAACGUUUAGUUAUAUCAUGGAAAAAUUACAGACGAAAAAGUCAGAAAACAAAAAGAGUUAAUCAGAAACGUUUACUUGAAGUUGGAAAACAUCGUCGAAAAAAAUUAUUAACAACAGAUGAUAAAAAAUUAUCUUCAACAUCUAAUCGUCCGAUAGUUCAUAAAUCUAAUUGUCGACUUUAUCAGCCUAUAGAAAAAUCAAGUCUUCCAACAUUUCCAUCAGCAGUAUCAUCAAUAAAUCCAUUUUUAAUUGAUGCACCAACUGCUAGUCCUGAAAUAUCGCAAAUAAUCGAUUCAAGAAAUCCACCAAGUCCUUCUAUUGAAACUCAAAUAAAUUUAUCUUUUUCUCAAGGUGCUCAUUCAUUAGCACCAACUCUAUCACCAUUACAAUUGAGGAAAUGUCUUAGAAAAUCAACGGAUGUUGCAGAAAUUCUUUGUCCAGAAGUCAAUACAAUUCCAUCAGCAAAUAAUAUAGUUGAACGUUUAUUAGUUGAAACAAAUGAGAAAAAAUCCAAUAUUCAUUUUUGUGAAUGUCAUCGUGAAGAUGAGAUCAGUGAUGAUGAUGAUGAUGAUGACGACGAUGAUGAUGAUGGUAAUGAUAAUUAUGAAGAAAGAAAAAAGAAGAAAAAAUCCAGAAUAUGUUCAUGUCUUAAUAAAUAUUGUUUUUCAUAUUUAACUAAAUUUCGUCAAUUAUUAUCAAAUUUUGUUGCAAGUAAAUUUUUUCGUCGUGUUGUUUUAACAGCUAUUGUUAUAAAUACUUUAUCAAUGGGUAUUGAAUAUCAUGGACAACCAGAUUCAUUAACAAAUGCAUUAGAAUAUAGUAAUAUCGUUUUUACGACGUUAUUUGCAAUUGAAAUGGUUUGUAAAAUAAUAGUUGAUGGGUGUUUAAAAUAUAUUAAAAAUGCAUAUAAUCUAUUCGAUGGUGGAAUUGUUAUUAUGAGUGUUAUUGAAUUACAAGGACAAAAAAAUAGUGGUCUAUCUGUUUUACGUACGUUUCGUUUACUACGUGUAUUAAAACUUGUACGAUUUAUGCCAACAUUAAGACGACAAUUGGUUGUAAUGCUCAAAACAAUGGAUAAUGUUGCAACAUUUUUUUCUUUACUGUUAUUAUUUAUUUUUAUCUUCAGUAUUUUGGGUAUGAAUAUUUUUGGUUGCAAAUUUUGCAAAUACAUCAAAGUAAAACACAGCGAACAUCUUGAAUUUGAGUGUUCACGAAAAAACUUCGAUUCUCUUUUAUGGGCAACUUUAACUGUAUUUCAAGUAUUAACACAAGAAGAUUGGAAUGAAGUACUCUAUAAUGGAAUGGAAAAAACAAGCGCUUGGGCAGCUUUAUAUUUUAUUGCAUUGAUGACAUUUGGAAAUUAUGUUUUAUUUAAUCUACUUGUUGCUAUUCUUGUUGAAGGAUUUUCAACAGAGAAAGGUACUGGUUCCGAGAGUGGAAGUAGUACUGAUCGAUUAGCUAAAGCUGAUCCAUUUAAAACUCAAGCACUUUUAACAGGUGAUGUUGAAACACCUGCCAAUCCACAUGAAUUAAUUACAGAUGAUAUUACAAGCACUAAAAAUAGUAAUCAUGAAAAUAAAAAUUCUCGAACAAAAGAAGUAAAAAUAAUGAUUCCAAAAAUUGCCAUUAGUAACGAUGAUGAAUUAAAAUUACCAAUGCUUCAAACACAUUUACGACAAAUAACGAAUAUUUCUACUCCAACAUCUCCAUAUAAAUCCAUAAUAAAAACUCGUUCAUCACAACCACAAACGCCAUCAUCAACAUCAACAACAACAUACAGUUAUUAUACAUGUCCAACACGUUUUGAUUCCUAUCAUACAAAUGAUGUAGCUCGUCGUUCAUCUAUAAUAAGAAGAUCGGCUAGUCAAGUGCAAAUAAAUAAACAAAUUAUCGAUGAAAAUGAUACUGAAAAUGAUGUUUCUGAAUUAUCACAAUUAGAUGAUAUAACAAAGCCGUCAACAUCAAUCGUUGAAAAAAUAAUUCCUAAACGACGUGAUACUAUAUCUACCACUUCAAUGUUACAUUCAAAUGAAAAUCUUCAUAAAAGACAUUAUAGUUUAAAUGGAAAUCAUUCAUAUACAAUUGUUAGUAAUGAUAAUUCUUCCGUAACAGUUUUAAGUAAAUCAUCACAAAAAUAUUUUACUCCAUGUGCUCCAACUCCUCCACUACCAGUACCAUAUUCAAAAAAUAAUAUGCGAAAUUCCUUAAUACAAUCAAAUUAUAGACAACAACAGGAGAAGUUAACUCCUAUGCGACGAGCAAAAUCUCAUCGACCAUCAUCAACAUCAUCAUCAACAACAACUUUAUAUAGACGUUUCAUGCAACGUGAUGGAAAAUUAAUUGAACAAGAUAUCGAUAAUUUACAUCCAUCUACAAAACGACGAUCAACAUUAGAUAAUUCUUCUUAUCCAAUGGGACAAAUAGAAACAGCAAGUAUUUAUGAAACACCAAAACAUGAAGAAUAUAUACAAUAUACACCAUCUCAUAAAACGAAUACCAUUCGAUUAGUUACAGAUACGAAUUUAAAUACACAAUCAAUAAUUAAUAAUCAAAGUGAUAUGCAAUUAGAUCUUGUCAACGAUGAUCGACAAGAAGUUGGACUUAUGCAAGCAUGUCUAUAUCGUAUAUGUGGACAACGAAUUUAUCACUAUUUAGAAAAACGAAGGGAUUAUUCUCUUUAUUUGUUUUCACCAGAGAAUCGAUUACGUAAAGCAUUAAAGUGUUUAAUCCAAAAAAAAUCAUUUGAUUAUACGGUUCUAUUUUUUAUUGCACUUAAUUGUAUAACACUUGCGAUGGAACGUCCAUCAAUUCCAGCAAUAAGUCUUGAACGUCAAUUUUUAAAUUAUACAAAUUAUAUAUUUACAGUUAUAUUUAGUAUUGAAAUGAUAAUCAAAAUCAUAUCGAAUGGUCUUAUAUGUGGACAACAUACAUAUUUACAUACAGGUUGGAAUGUUAUGGAUGGUUCACUAGUUAUUAUAUCUAUUAUCGAUAUUGCAACAAUGAAUCGUACUAGUGUUGGUGUUUCCAGUACAUCUACAAAUAAUGAAUCAGAUGCAACGACACGAAUAUUUAGUAUGUUACGAGUUUUUCGACUAUUAAGAACAUUGAGACCAUUACGAGUUAUUAGUCGAGCACCUGGCCUUAAACUUGUUGUUCAAACAUUACUUUCAUCACUAAGACCUAUUGGUCAUAUUGUUGUUAUUUGUUGUACAUUUUUUAUUAUUUUUGGCAUUCUUGGCGUUCAGCUUUUCAAAGGAAAAUUUUAUUAUUGUGAAGGUGCACUUGCUCGUGAUGUAAUAACAAGACAUCAAUGUGAAACUAUGGCUGAUCAUCGAUGGAGAAAUCAACAAUAUAAUUUUGACAAUUUAGGCCAAGCAUUACUUGCAUUAUUUGUUUUAGCAUCACGUGAUGGUUGGGUACAAAUUAUGUAUAAUGGUAUUGAUGCUGUUGGUAUUGAUAUGCAACCAAUAAGGAAUCAUAAUGAAGCUAAAUUAAUCUAUUUUAUAUCAUUUUUAUUACUUGUUGGCUUUUUUGUUCUGAAUAUGUUUGUUGGUGUUGUUGUGGAAAAUUUUCAUAAAUGUCGUGCUGAACAAGAACGUGAAGAAAAAGCACGACGUACAGCUAAACGAGCAAAAAAAAUUGAACAUGUUUUAUAUCGACCAAGUCCAACUGUAUCGCAUCAUCGUUCGAAUACAGUUCCAACACGUCAUCGAAAAAUUCCAUCAACUAAAACAUCUAAACAACAAACAACACAUCUUUCACCAACAUAUAAACGAAAUGAAACUUCAAAACCACGAUCAUCAUCAUCAUCUUCACGACCAUUUUCUCCAUCAUCAUUAAAAGCACAUCCAAAACGACGCAUACGACUUAUUGAUGAUACAGAUGAAGGUGAAUCACUAUCUGUUAGUAUGGUCCAACGUGAUGAUUAA